GACAAGACUUACUGUGUGUUUAUGUUUACAGUAAACAGUUAUUUAUAGUGUUUAUUAUCUUUUAAUAUGGAAACAUAAUAUUUUAUGUAUUCAAUUAUUAUUAUUAUUGAUGGCAGUGUACAGUGACAGAGCUUUAGUCUCUGAUUAACAGCCUCGUCCUGCGUCUGAAAGCAAUCAGCUGAUAAUCAAUAAUCAAUAACCAGUGAAUCUGUCAGAAAGAAGAAUAUUAGAAUUAAUUAAAAAUACAGAGAAUGGAUCAAUAUAUCAGGAGAACUCAUCUCUGAUCAAUAUUCACAGGAAAUAAUCAAAGAGUCAAUCAAGAGUUCACUGUUUGGGUUCAUUGAUCAGUUGAUCAGUUAUUGAUACUGAUCAAUAGGAAAUAGCGUCUAUCUGGAAGAGGAGCGGGAACCUGAGUUGGGUCUCUGGUGAGGAUGCAGGUUGCUUUUCAGCCAGCAGGGGGCAGCAGCUCUGUGAGGAAGCUCAGUCCCCGCCCACAGGGUCUAUAUAAAGAGCUGCCAGAGACCAGGACCCGCACAGGGACCGGAGCCAGGAGCUGAACACCCUCUUGUAGACCAGUCAGUGCAGUCCUGAUGGUGGUGCAGGUGAGCGGCAGCGUGGAGGCGAUGGAGGGGAACCAGCAGAGAGUGGAGGUCAACAUCCUGCUGCUGGGAGCUCGCAGCGUCGGGAAAUCUGCUCUCACCGUGAGAUUUCUGACCCGGAGGUUUAUUGGCGAGUACGGGGACAUCGAGUCUGUUUACAGUCGAGUCGACCGGAUCGACGGUCAGGAGAUCUGCUUCAACAUCUGGGACUCACAGGACGGUGAGAAGACUCUGCCCCUCAGUGACAAACAGCUGCAGUGGGCUGACGGCGUCGUCCUGGUCUACAGUAUCUGCGACCGCCGCAGCUUCGACGUGGUCCGCCAGCAGCUGCAGCAGAUCCGUCGCAGCCGGAAGCCGUCGUCCGUUCCCGUCGUCAUCGUGGGGAACAAACGGGACCUCCAGCGCCACCGCAGCGUCUCCGGCGAGGAGGGACGACUCCUCGCUCUGUCCCACUGCUGCGGCUUCUUCGAGGUGUCGGCCGCAGAGACGUACCACGGCGCCAUGCUGGUGUUCCACCGGCUGGUCGACCUCGUCCGGGAGAGCCGCGCGCUCAGGAAGAGCUCGGCCGGCGUCCGAAGCAUCGUGCGGAGCAUGUCUGCCGUGUUUGGAAAGAAGCGAGCCGAGUAGACGAGAAGAACUCGCCGAAGAGAUUGUGGCGAGGAGAAGUCGUCUGAUGUCACAGUGACAUCAGCGGGAAGACUUCCUGUUCCUGGCUUCAUGAAGAAAGGUCAAAGGUCAGAGACGUGAGGGACAGAGGCAGGUCGAGUGACGUUUGUGAAAGAAGGUGUUUGGUUUCAGAGCGAGCUGUUGUCAUGGCAACGGCUGGCUACUAUUGGAUGGAUUGGGAUGCAAUGUGUUCCCCAUCAGCCUCAGCUGCACUCUGUGCUAACAUUAGCUAACAUUAGCAUGCAACAAUAAGCUAACACAGUGGACAUUAUAGCUGCUAAACAGCAGCAUGUUAGCAUUAGUUAGCCUCCAGUGGACGCCAGCAGGACUGUUUCAGGGUCCGAUCCAGUAUCCAGACCGAAUCCACGUAGAGAUAUCUGACUGACGGCACCGAUCCACAUAUUGAUCCAGAGACUGACGCCGUAAUGAGUUCUCAACAGUUCUAAAGAUAUGUUGUACAAACAGUUCUUCUGUAUAUACGUACUGAAGCUGUAUGUGAGAUUUAUAAAUGUUACUUUAAAGGUCCAGUGUGAAAGAUUUAGUGCCAUCUAGUGGUGUAGCUGCAGAAUGCAACUCCCUCGCUUCACCCUCCCUUCCCAAGCACAGAGGAGAACCUGCGGACCUUUAGGAGUUUUUUGUUUUCUGACCAAUGUUCGGGGGGGGGCGGUACUCUGAGUGAGACGUACAGACCGAGCUGCACCGUGAGCUAAACGGUUUUAGGCUCCAAACACCAAAUGUGUGACAUUCGGGGCCGGGAGCUCUGCAUUACACAACGAACAGAAUCAGCAGAUCCCCAAACUGAGGUAUCAGAACAGGAAGUGGAUCUGUGCCUCUCUUGGUGUCCCUGGAGGGUUUUACUGGUUGUAAUGGAUCAGUAAAUUCCAGCCUGGUUGAUGAAACCGUCAGUUUAUAUCUCGCUCUGUAAGUUUCAGUGUUUUUUACUCAAUAAAAUCUGAAUGAAUAAAA
Messenger RNA from Dicentrarchus labrax (European seabass), 2231 nucleotides. RefSeq names its product Ras-related and estrogen-regulated growth inhibitor-like protein. The coding region runs from base 591 to 1226 and encodes 211 amino acids. Lineage: Eukaryota; Metazoa; Chordata; Actinopteri; Moronidae. The transcript is spliced from 4 exons. The record is from RefSeq and is a predicted model, not a curated record. Gene Ontology annotation, molecular function: GTPase activity; GTP binding.